Schistocerca nitens (vagrant locust) is the source of this 2073-nucleotide messenger RNA. Its product is annotated as integrator complex subunit 12-like. Lineage: Eukaryota; Metazoa; Arthropoda; Insecta; Orthoptera; Acrididae. Gene Ontology annotation, cellular component: integrator complex. The coding region runs from base 552 to 1682 and encodes 376 amino acids. The record is from RefSeq and is a predicted model, not a curated record. Gene Ontology annotation, biological process: snRNA 3'-end processing. The transcript is spliced from 7 exons.
AGCGCUGGUGCAUAGGUGUAUGCACUGUAUGGUUUAAGGCGCAUCGUGUGAUAAGGGCUGUAGUUCAAAACACUCAUCAGACAGAACUGCCGCAAUAUAUAGUGUCUACAUAAUAAGCUUAGCACAUUUCUAGAACAGUGGGACAACGUGUGAACACGAGAGCGCAGAUGUAUACAGUGCACUCAUUCCACAAGUUCUGAGUGUGUGUGUUCGUUUAUAUGGACCUGCGCUCCCGUGGUCGGUGCUAGCGCAAGAGGAAAGAGACAUCGUGUGGAAGUACGUUUACGGAGCUAUAUGAAAAUUUAAUUAAUGUCAUUGAAAUGCAGUGAAUGAAGAUACAGUACCAAGAAAUCAUAUAAGUGAAAUCCAAGUAAGAAAUGCUGAACUUGCAAUAUGAAUGACGAUUCUAACCUUUAUGAUUAUGAUACCAUUCAAGAUUUCGUUAUCUCUGUCAACAUCGGUAAUGUUGUUCAUCUUCAGUGAUAUCACUCCGUGUCUCCAGCUGCUGAGAGGAAUCUGAUUUGAGUGGAUAGUAGUUAACAUGUCUAAACAUGGCAGAACGAGAAGUGGACCCUACAGUUUCUCGUGCAGUUCGAUUGAUGAUGUCUCGAACAAAGGAAAGCCAAGAACAGCUAAGGAUGAUGCUGGAGGAUGAAAUACGGAAGAGGACUGGAAAGAACAUGGGACAUCUCUUGCGUCCUGUGGAUUCAGUCCUCGAUGUUGCAGAUAGUAACACAAGAAAAAAGAAUCUUGAGACAAGAACUGUAAGUUUACACAUUGAGGAAGCACCGAAAGAUUCGCAUAUGAAUGAAGAAUUUGAUGAUGAAGACAAUGACUCUGAGAUCAACUUGGAGAUAUUAGAAGAGGAUCUGACAUGUAUUGUCUGCAGAGGAAUGGAUGUGGCUCCAAGGAAUCGCCUCAUUGAAUGCACAGAGUGCCAUUCAUUAUACCAUCAAGAGUGCCACCAGCCACCUGUUGGUGAAGCUGAUAUGGAAGACCCAAGAUCAAUAUGGUACUGUACAGACUGCUUGAAAACAAUUAACAGAGCUGUGUCUAAGCCACAUGCUUCACCAAAAUCAACUGUGAAAGACCCUGUCUCAACUGUGAAGCCUACAUUGAAAGCUGAAUCUGCACCACCAACUCUUGUAUUCAAAAGAACAGAAAAGCCUUUCCAGAUGCCAAUUAAUCAAGUAAACAGCAAAAGUGGCUCUCAAGGUGUUGUGGGAAUGGCUGGAUUAGCAACAAGUAUUCAGGCGGCCCAUCAUUCCAGUAAGCAGACAUAUGUUGGUGGAGGAGGAAAGCCUAGUCUGGUAUCUUCAUUUCCUCAAGGGAUCAAAACCUUUGGAGGUUCUCCUGUUUCUGCCUCAGCUUGUAUUUCCAAGCAAAUGCCAGUGCAAUCUUCAUCUGGAACAACCUCUGAUUGUAAUAUUAAUUCCAUUACUACAAUGACAUCAACACCUACUGCUGUUCAUACAACUAGUGGUGGUGGUGGUGGUGGUGGUGGUGGUGGUGGCGGCACUGCUGCUGCUGCCGCUGCCACUACUACUACAGCCUCUGCAACUGGAUCUUCAUCUAAAUCAUCUGUGGUACCCAAAAUAAAUGUUAUUUCUGCCGACAAAAGAAUAGCAAAUAUGAAGAAGAAAGCUGCAAAACUUCAGGAGAAAAGGAAACAUUCAAAAUGAAACUACUAUUGAUUAAUAUAAUAUUAAAUUAUUGACAAUGUAUAUGUAAUUAGCUUAUGUUUAUUGCAUAAUUGUCAAUAUUGGAACAAGUUACUUGUUCAGUUCUAUUUUCUCAUGAUAGUACAAUGCAGUUUGCUUAUUCAGAAGUCCACUGUGCUAAGACUGUUCAGUGUAUAGUUGCCACUUUUAAAAACAGAUAAGAUCAAACAGGAAUUCUUGUUAUUUUACUCCCAGCAAUGAAAUAAUUUGCAAGAGUGAAUCUUUAGCAGAAACUGAAUGUUGUUCUUUCUCUGUUUUACAGAAUAUUUUUAGUUUAUAUUUUUAUAACCAGUGAAUAGAUUUCCAACCAGUGUACCAAAAUAAAUGUGUAAAAUAAAUAUUAAUAUCACUC